UUAUAGCGUGGUCUUUUGGAGGGGUUUUUCCUAGUUUCUUCUUCGGUAUAGCUGGCUUUCCUUUGUGUUUGUGAGCUUGCCCCAUCAACCAACCCCACAUGGCCCCGUUCCUCUCUCUCCUCCUCUUCUUCGUCCUCGUCUCCGCCGCCGCCGGCGGCCACCGCUACGACCACCACGGCCACCACUUCCCCCAUCCCAACCCAGAAAUCUCCGCCGCCCCGUUGUCCCAGAUCCGCCAGGCCUGCAAGGCCACCCGCUUCCCGGACGCCUGCGAGUCGACCGUCUCCCAGUCCCCUUCCCUCCCUCCCAAUCCCUCCCCCUCGGACCUCAUCCUCGCCGCCGCCAACGCCUCCGCCGCCGGCCUCUGGACCGCCCGCUCCAUGCUCCAGUCCAUCCUUAACGCCUCCGAGAAAGCUUCCAACCUGAACCGCACCAACACCGCCCGCAUCUGCCUCGAGGUCCUCUCCUACUCCGAUCGCCGCCUCUCCGCCGCCUUCUCCCGCGCCCUCCCCGCCGGCGCCCUAGCCGACGCCCGCGCCUGGGCCAGCGCCGCCCUCCUCUACCAGUACGACUGCUGGUCCGGCCUCAAAUACGUCAACGAUACCACCCAGGUCUCCGACGCCAUGGCCUUUCUCGCCGGCCUCGCCAACCUGACCAGCAACGCCGUCGCCAUGCUCGCCGCCCUCCAGCGCUACGGCCCCGACAUCGCCCGCUGGGGCCCGCCCCAGACCGAGCGCGACGGCUACUGGGCCGACCACGUGGUCUCCUCCUUCGCCGCCGCCGCCACCGCCGCUGGGACGACGGGGCACCUGCCGUCGGAACCCAACCCGGACUUCACGGUGUGCAAGGGCGGGGGUUGCGGGUACGCCACGGUCCAGGCGGCAGUCGACGACGCGCCGGAGGGGGCGGCCAGCCUGUUCGUGAUCUACAUUAAGACCGGGGUCUACGAGGAGACGGUCCGGGUGCCGUACGAGAAGACGAAUCUGGAAUUCGUCGGCGACGGCAUGGGCAAAACCGUCAUCACGGGAUCUCUCAACGCCGGCAUGGUCGGCGUGACCACUUACAACACGGCAACUGUCGGGGUCAGCGGCGACGGAUUCCGAGCCCGGAACCUGACCAUCGCCAAUACGGCCGGGCCGGACGCCCACCAGGCCGUGGCCUUCCGCUCCGACAGCGACCUCUCCGUCCUCGACACCGUGGAAUUCCUCGGCCACCAGGACACCCUCUAUGGCCACUCCCUCCGCCAGCUCUACCGCAACUGCCGCAUCUCCGGCACCGUCGACUUCGUCUUCGGCAACUCCGCCGCCGUCUUCGACAGCUGCCUCAUCCUCUUCCUCCCCCGCCAGCUCAACCCGGAGCACGGGGAGUCCAACACCCUCGCCGCCCAAGGCCGCACCGACCCCGCCCAGUCCACUGGCUUCGUCUUCCACCACUGCGUCGUCAACGGCAGCGACGACUACAUCGCGCUCUACCGACAGAAGCCCGCCGUCCACCGGGCCUACCUCGGGCGGCCAUGGAAGGAGUACUCGAGGACGGUGUUCAUCGACACCUACAUGGAGUUCAUUGUGAGGCCGGAAGGGUGGCUGCCGUGGGACGGCGACUUCGCGCUCAAGACGCUCUUCUACGGCGAGUUCGGGAACUCGGGGCCGGGGGCCAAUGCGUCGGCGAGGGUGCCCUGGAGCAGCCAGAUCCCGGCUGAGCAUCUCGGGGCCUACACGCUGGAGAACUUCAUACAGGGAAAUGAGUGGAUAGGCUCCAAUGGAGCAGUAGGAGACGUUUGGAGGAGGCGGUAAAUUUGAAUUUAUAAAUGGUGACAAAAAAAUAAUAAGGUAACAAAGGUGUUUAGCCGAUCAAUUUCUCUGCAUGUUUUAUUGGCACGUAUGCAUGUAAAUAAUUUUGCUAAAUUUGAUGCAGAAGAGAGGGAUGAUUCUUA
Molecule: messenger RNA, 1933 nt
Organism: Phoenix dactylifera (date palm)
Lineage: Eukaryota; Viridiplantae; Streptophyta; Magnoliopsida; Arecales; Arecaceae
Product: putative pectinesterase/pectinesterase inhibitor 51
Biological process (GO): cell wall modification
Molecular function (GO): enzyme inhibitor activity; pectinesterase activity
Source: RefSeq, a predicted model, not a curated record